AUGGCAUCCCUAGCUCGUCAAACACGGCCGGCUUUCUGUCGCUGCACCGCUCGCACCCGACGAUCUAUCACCACCAAUGCAACGGACGCAGCCUCCAGGCUUCUUGACACAUUCGCCGGCAAGGAUGUCGUCCGCAAGCAAUUGCUCGACUCCAACCAACUCCAACGUCUCAGUUUAACCCUUAACCGGAAAGAACUGCAUCCGGGCAUCGACAUCUCCUCAGAAGCGCCCGCUCAAGGCACGCCGCUGCCUCCUGGCUACCACCUUGUGUAUUUCACCCCGGUGGGCGUCGAGAGCGAGCUGGGAAUGGACGGUACGGACAAGACGUUCAACGCAGGGGCGCCGUUCACACGGCGGAUGUGGGCUGGCGGGAAGAUGCAGUUUGUUGAAGGAACUUCGCUCAAGGCUGGCGAGAUGGUUGAAGAGUGGACGAGACUUGUUGGAGCGACGCCCAAGAAGAGCAGAAGCGGAGAUGAGAUGGUGCUGGUAGAUGUAGAGAAGGAAUUUUGGGGUCGCGACGGAUUAGUUGUCAAAGACCAAAGGCAAGUCUUCGUGCGAGUGGAGGCCAUACAGCCAGGCUAA
Molecule: messenger RNA, 582 nt
Organism: Colletotrichum orchidophilum
Lineage: Eukaryota; Fungi; Ascomycota; Sordariomycetes; Glomerellales; Glomerellaceae
Exons: 1
Coding region: 1-582 (193 amino acids)
Cellular component (GO): mitochondrion
Molecular function (GO): (3R)-hydroxyacyl-[acyl-carrier-protein] dehydratase activity
Source: RefSeq, a predicted model, not a curated record